Amphiprion ocellaris (clown anemonefish) is the source of this 2231-nucleotide messenger RNA. It is a transcript of the gene ppan, whose product is annotated as peter pan homolog. Bases 187 to 1791 code for a protein of 534 amino acids. The record is from RefSeq and is a predicted model, not a curated record. The transcript is spliced from 12 exons. Gene Ontology annotation, cellular component: preribosome, large subunit precursor. Lineage: Eukaryota; Metazoa; Chordata; Actinopteri; Pomacentridae. Gene Ontology annotation, molecular function: rRNA binding. Gene Ontology annotation, biological process: ribosomal large subunit assembly; rRNA processing.
GUAUGUGACACCGGAGUAGAACCAUGUGGAAAGUGUAGCGUUGACUUCGGAGCUGAGAUUUCAAUACUGCCGUUGAAUGCAUUUGUUUAAAAAAAUGAACGUAGUAAUUGUUGGUAUUUUAAAUAGAGUGUAGGGAUAAUUACUGAGUGCGUUGACUUAAUUUACCAGCUUUUAUCGAGGUGAAUAAUGGGGAAAUCAAAGACCAAGAACCAGAAGAAAUCCCGAGCAGUAGCCAACCAUGUGGCCGAGGAGACUUACGGAGCUGUGCCCCAUUCCUUCGUGUUUAAUCGGGGUCAGGUUGGGAAAAACGUGGGUCAACUCAUCCUGGACGUGCGGAGAGUCAUGGAGCCGUUCACCGCAGAGUCUCUGAAGGUUAGGAAAAAGAAUGUGCUCAAAGACUUUGUGGCCAUAGCAGGACCAUUGGGAGUAACGCACUUCAUGAUCUUCAGCAAAACACCCAGCAGUAUCAACAUGAGGCUCGCUCGACUUCCCAAAGGUCCCAUGCUUCACUUCAGAGUCCUUAAGUAUUCUCUUGUCAAAGAUGUGGUUUCAUCUCUGAAGAAGCACAGGAUGCAUGAGCAGCAGUUCACCCAUCACCCGCUGCUCAUCCUCAAUAACUUUGGAGUGGACGGCAUGCAUGUCAAACUCAUGGCUACCAUGUUUCAAAACAUGUUCCCUUCCAUAAAUGUGCACUCGAUAAGCCUCAACAACAUCAAGAGGUGUGUGCUGUUAAAUUACAACCCCGAGACCCAGGAAAUUGAGUUUCGACAUUACAGCUUGAAGGUGGUCCCUGUGGGCAUGAGUCGCGGAGUUAAGAAGCUGAUGCAGGAGAGGUUCCCCAACAUGAGCAAGUUUGAGGAUAUCAGUGAGCUGCUGAUGAAGGGGGCGAACCUUUCAGAAAGUGAACCUGAGCAAGACGGGGAGCACAACAUAACUGAACUUCCACAAGUGUACUCUGGAAGAGGCAACAUGACGUCCCAGCAGAGCGCUGUCCGUUUGACCGAAAUUGGUCCUCGCAUGACUUUGCAGCUGGCGAAGAUUCAAGAAGGGAUGGGCGAUGGGAAUAUUCUUUAUCACUCUACUCUCUCCAAGACAGAGGAAGAAAUCCAGGAGAUUUUGAAGAGGAAGGAGGCCCAGAUUAAAGAGAAGGAGGCUCGCCGGAUGAAACAGGCGCAGAACGUGGCUCAGAAGAAAGAGAAACAAGAAGACCACAAGAAAAAGAGCCUGGAAGGGAUUAAGAGGAAACGCGCUGAAGAUGAAGCAGACAGUGAGGUGGAAGAUCCAGGGAUGCAGGACGAUCAGGCUGCUGCUGUUGAAUCUGAUGAUGAGGUGGAGUACUACAGACAGGCUGUGGGGCAGGAGCCUGAUGAAGAUAUGUUCCCUAGUGCCAAGAAGAGACGGUUCUCAGAAAAGUCUCAUGGACCUGCCAAGAAGAGGAAGCAAUCUCCUGGUAAACCCUCGGGAAAAGACAGAGAUUCCAAAUCACCAAAGAGAAAAGGACCAGGAGGACCUUUUAGAGGCAAAACAGGAAAAGACCAACAGAAAAAAGGAUGGAAGAAAUCCAGGGAUGGUGAAAAAUCAUUUGGACAGAAAAUGAAACCUGGAGGAAAAGCUUUCGGAGCAAAGAGACAUGGGGAUAGAGAAAAUAAAUUUGGUGGGAAAAAGAAAUUUAAUGCAAACAAAAAUAAGGACAAACCAUUUAAAUCUAAAGGUCAGAAAGGCAAGUCGGGCUUCAAGAGGAAAGGUGCUGGAACUAAGCAAAGCUUCACACAAAGGAAAGGAAAAAGCUGAACUUUCUCUUCUCUCUGGACUUUGGGUGCAGUAUUACUCUGAAGCAACAGAUGGCAGCAAAUAAGAAUUUUUCUCUUUUACAUUUGAAGACUUCAGCUGUUAGUGAUGUUGCUCAGUAGAUGGAGAGAAAAAAAUGAGCAACGAAAGCAUCUUGGGAUGAGUGGGAGGGAUACAGCCAUCUUCUUUAGGAUAAUACCUGGUUGUAGUCAUAUACUGAAAUGUCCUUUCUUUUUUGUCCACAUUGAUGUUUGUCAUCAUCAAGGCCACAAAAAUGCUGUAUAUUUUUAUAAUUCAGCUCCACAGCUCUGGAAAUCAUUGCAGAAAGUUAUUGCAGUGUUGUCAGUUUUGUGCAGAUAUGUUUUUGUCAAACCCAGAUCUUUGAAUAUAAAACUACACACAAAGAAUAAAUACAAGGGAUGCCACUGGGUCCUUUUUAAUGA